Molecule: messenger RNA, 906 nt
Organism: Rhagoletis zephyria (snowberry fruit fly)
Lineage: Eukaryota; Metazoa; Arthropoda; Insecta; Diptera; Tephritidae
Product: endoplasmic reticulum resident protein 44-like
Biological process (GO): protein folding
Cellular component (GO): endoplasmic reticulum membrane; endoplasmic reticulum-Golgi intermediate compartment
Molecular function (GO): protein disulfide isomerase activity
Source: RefSeq, a predicted model, not a curated record
GUUAACAGCUUUUUUUACGCGAAUGUCUUUUUAAAUGUAACUAACUACUGUGAUAUAUUUUUACGCUGCUUAUCGAAAUUACCUACUUUUAUAAAACAAUAUCAUUUGUGUAUGCCCAUAGGCCAACCAAUCAUUGUUUUCCGACCCGAUGUUGCAUUGUCACAUGAAAACGAUGAAACUUACAAGGGUAGUUUGCAGAACUUUGAUGAACUGAAAAUUUGGGUGCAAGAAAAAUGUGUACCCUUAGUGCGUGAGAUUACAUUUGAAAACGCCGAGGAAUUGACGGAAGAAGGUUUACCAUUUUUGAUACUUUUCCAUAAACCAGACGAUACCGAUGCGAUCAAGGACUUUAAGGCUAUCAUUGAAACUCAGUUGUUGGAUGAGAAACAGAAUAUCAACUUCCUAACUGCGGACGGUCAACGCUUUGCACAUCCGUUACAUCAUUUGGGUAAAUCAGAAGACGACUUGCCAUUGAUUGCUAUCGAUUCAUUCCGUCACAUGUAUAUGUUCCCCAAAUUCGAAGAUAUGUAUCAGCCUGGCAAGCUGAAACAAUUUUUACAAGAUUUGUACAGUGGAAAAUUGCACAGAGAGUUCCACUAUGGUCCCGAUACAUCCGGUAAUGAGGUGCAAACCGAAUUAGUAUCAGGCAAAGGCACUUCACCGCCGGAAUCGAGCUUUAAGAAAUUGGGACCUUCGAAGAAUCGUUACACGCUACUACAUAAGGAUGAGCUGUAAGGUCGAUUAUUAGACUUUAGGUUAAAUACAUAUACAAGUAUACACCCAGAUACAUCUACACAUACAUAUGUGCUGGUUGCACUUAAACUUGCACAGACAGACACCUGCUAAAUAGCACCAAUCAAAACAAACAAUCAAUCAAUCUCAUAUGCUAAAAUACAACAAAAUUUA